Messenger RNA from Galeopterus variegatus (Sunda flying lemur), 5138 nucleotides. It is a transcript of the gene CEMIP2, whose product is annotated as transmembrane protein 2. The coding region runs from base 82 to 4233 and encodes 1383 amino acids. Lineage: Eukaryota; Metazoa; Chordata; Mammalia; Dermoptera; Cynocephalidae. The transcript is spliced from 24 exons. The record is from RefSeq and is a predicted model, not a curated record.
CUCCUCUCCGUCUCUUUGGACAGCUGUGUAGGCACCUGAGUGAAUCGACGCUAAGCGGGGGAGGGGAAGCGACAGUGUAUCAUGUAUACCACUGAUUCCAGGGGACAUUCCCCUGCUUUCCUACAGCCUCAGAAUGGAAACAGCCAUCGCUCAUCUGGUUAUAUUCCAGGGAAGGUUGUCCCACUGCGUCCCCCUCCUCCUCCAAAGAGCCAAGCUUCAGCCAAAUUAACCUCCAUUAGACAAGAAGCCCGGGCCACCUUUGCACUCUCAUCUGAAGAACAGCAAGCACAGAGAGAGAGCCGAAAGCAGAAGAGACACAAAAAUACUUUCAUUUGCUUUGCAAUUACUAGUUUCUCAUUUUUUGUUGCACUUGCAGUCAUUUUAGGGAUAUCCUCAAAAUAUGCUCCAGAUGAGAAUUGCCCAGAUCAAAAUCCCCGUCUCAGGAACUGGGAUCCAGGACAAGACCCUGCAAAACAUGUUGUUAUCAAGGAGGGAGAUAUGUUCCGUCUGACCUCAGAUGUUACAGUGAAUUCUAUAGUCAUUCAGGAUGGAGGACUGCUUGUAUUCGGGGAUGAUAAAGGUGGAUCCAGAAACAUUACCUUGAGGACUCGUUACAUCCUGAUCCGGGAUGGUGGAACGCUUCAUAUUGGAGCAGAAAAAUGCCGCUAUAAAUCCAAAGCGACAAUUGCCUUGUAUGGCAGGUCAGACGAAGGCGAAAGUAUGCCAACAUUUGGCAAAAAGUUUAUAGGUGUGGAAGCUGGUGGGACACUGGAGUUACACGGGGAACGGAAGACAUCGUGGACAUUGCUGGUGAGGACUCUGCAUUCCUCAGGCUUGCCCUUUGGGUCCUACACCUUUGAAAAGGACUUUCUCCGGGGCCUCAAUGUCAGGGUCAUCGACCAAGAUACGGCCAAAAUUUUGGAAAUUGCAAAGUUUGAUACCCAUGAAUACCACAAUGAGAGUAGGCGACUGGAGGAAUUUCUGAGAGUCCAGGAUCCAGGACGGAUUGUUGCUAUAGCUGUUGGAGAUUCGGCAGCCAAAAGCCUCUUACAAGGAACUAUCCAGAUGAUCCAGGAACGCUUGGGAAGUAAGCUGAUCCAAGGACUGGGCUACCGGCAAGCUUGGGCUUUAGUUGGUGUCAUUGAUGGUGGAAGCACUUCUUGCAACGAAUCUGUGAGGAAUUAUGAAAAUCAUAGCAGUGGCGGGAAGGCUCUUGCCCAAAGAGAAUUUUAUACCGUGGAUGGUCAGAAGUUCUCUGUGACAGCUUAUAGUGAGUGGAUCGAAGGUGUUUCUCUUUCAGGUUUCCAGGUAGAGGUUGUAGAUGGAGUGAAACUUCAUCUGCUGGAUGACGUUAGCGGCUGGAAACCUGGAGACCAGAUUGUGGUUGCAAGCACAGACUAUUCUAUGUACCAAGCAGAAGAGUUCACUCUUCUCCCCUGUCCUGAAUGCAGCCGUUUUCAGGUCAAAGUCAAAGAAACCCCUCAGUUCCUGCACAUGGGUGAGAUCAUAGAUGGUGUGGACAUGAGAGCAGAGGUUGGAAUUCUCACCCGGAAUGUUGUGAUCCAAGGAGAAAUGGAAGACUCGUGCUAUGCAGAAAAUCAGUGCCAAUUCUUUGAUUAUGAUACCUUUGGAGGACAUGUCAUGAUAAAGAAAAAUUUUACUUCAGUCCAUCUUUCUUACGUGGAAUUGAGGCGCAUGGGUCAGCAGCACCUGGGACGGUAUCCUGUUCAUUUUCACCUGUGUGGAGACGUGGAUUAUAAAGGAGGGUACAGACAUGCGACAUUUGUGGAUGGCCUGUCUAUUCAUCACAGCUUCUCGAGAUGCAUCACUGUGCAUGGAACCAAUGGCUUGCUGAUAAAAGACACCAUUGGGUUUGACACACUAGGUCAUUGUUUCUUUUUGGAAGAUGGUGUUGAACAGAGAAAUACUUUGUUCCACAAUCUGGGACUCCUCACCAAGCCGGGCACACUCCUCCCCACUGAUAGGAACAACUCCAUGUGUACCACCAUUCGAGAUAAAGUGUUUGGAAAUUAUGUCCCUGUGCCUGCCACUGACUGCAUGGCUGUUUCAACUUUCUGGAUCGCUCAUCCCAACAAUAAUCUGAUUAAUAAUGCAGCUGCAGGCUCACAGGAUGCUGGAAUAUGGUAUUUAUUCCACAAGGAACCUACUGGGGAAUCCAGUGGAUUGCAGUUCUUAGCAAAACCAGAACUGACUCCAUUGGGUAUAUUUUAUAACAACAGGGUCCAUUCAAGUUUUAAGGCUGGCUUAUUUAUUGACAAAGGCGUCAAAACAACCAACUCUAGUGCUGCUGACCCAAGGGAAUACCUCUGUUUGGAUAACAGUGCACGAUUUCGGCCUCAUCAGGAUGCAGAUCCUGAAAAGCCACGUGUCGCUGCUCUGAUUGACAGGCUCAUUGCUUUUAAAAAUAAUGAUCAUGGAGCUUGGGUCAGAGGAGGAGACAUCAUCGUUCAGAAUUCAGCAUUUGCAGAUAAUGGAAUAGGAUUGACCUUUGCCAGUGAUGGAAGUUUCCCAAGUGAUGAAGGUUCUAGCCAAGAGGUAUCUGAAUCUCUCUUUGUUGGGGAGAGCAGGAAUUACGGCUUUCACGGUGGUCAGAACAAGUAUGUAGGCACUGGAGGAAUAGACCAGAAGCCUCGGACGUUACCUAGGAACAGGACAUUCCCAAUUAGAGGCUUUCAGAUUUAUGAUGGGCCCGUUCAUCUCACCAGGAGCACUUUCAAAAAAUACGUGCCAACUCCAGAUAGGUACAGCAGUGCGAUUGGCUUCCUCAUGAAGAACUCCUGGCAGAUAACGCCCCAGAAUAACAUUUCCCUUGUGAAGUUUGGUCCGCAUGUCUCUCUGAAUGUCUUUUUUGGAAAGCCUGGCCCCUGGUUUGAAGAUUGUGAGCUGGAUGGUGAUAAGAACUCCAUAUUCCACGACACUGAUGGCUCUGUGACAGGAUACAAGGAUGCUUACGUGGGAAGAAUUGACAACUACUUGAUCCGCCAUCCAAGCUGUGUAAACAUUACCAAAUGGAAUGCAGUGGUCUGCAGUGGCACCUAUGCCCAGGUCUAUGUACAGACAUGGAGCACUCAGAAUCUUACCAUGACCAUCACGCGAGAUGAGUAUCCUUCGCACCCCAUGGUGCUCCGGGGGAUUAACCAGAAGGCUGCCUUUCCACAGUACCAGCCUGUCAUCAUGCUGGAGAAGGGCUAUACCAUCCACUGGAAUGGGCCAGCACCACGCACUACUUUUCUGUACCUCGUAAACUUCAACAAGAAUGACUGGAUUCGAGUUGGCCUCUGCUAUCCAUCAAACACAAGUUUCCAGGUUACCUUUGGCUUUUUACAACGGCAGAAUGGCUCAUUAUCCAAAAUUGAAGAAUACGAGCCUGUGCAUUCAUUGGAAGAACUGCAGAGGAAGCAGUCUGAGAGGAAAUUCUAUUUUGACUCCGGCACGGGGUUACUGUUUUUGUAUCUCAAAGCCAAGAGCCACAGAGAUGGCCACAGUUACUGUUCAUCUCAGGGAUGUGAAAGAGUCAAGAUCCAGGCAGCAACAGACUCAAAAGACAUGGGUAACUGCAUGGCCAAGGCGUACCCACAGUAUUACAGACAGCCGUCGGCAGUCAAGCGGAUGCCACCCGUGCUUACUGGACUCUGUAAAGGCUGUGGCACCCGUCAGGUGGUGUUUACUAGUGAUCCUCACAACAGCUACCUCCCCGUGCAGUUCCAGUCGCCCAGUAAAGCAGAAACUCAGCGCGGAGACCCGUCUGUUAUUUCUGUCAAUGGCACCGACUUUACCUUCCGAAGUGCGGGUGUCCUUCUCCUUAUUGUGGAUGCGUGCAGUGUUCCGUUCCGCUUGACAGAAAAAAAGCUUUUCCUUCUUGCUGAUGUCAGUCGUGUGGAAGAGUAUUUAAAAACGGGAAUUCCUCCACGAUCAAUUGUUCUGUUGAGCACAAGAGGAGAAAUAAAGCAGUUGAAUAUUUCAGAUUCAUUAGUACCUCUGGGAUUAGCCAAACCAGCUCAUCUUGACAACAAAGGGAGUACCAUAUUUUUGGGAUUCAGCGGAAACUUUAAACCAUCGUGGACUAAGCUAUUUACCAGUCUUGCUGGACAGGGCCUCGGGGUGCUUGAACAAUUCAUACCUUUGCAGCUGGACGAAUAUGGUUGUCCCAGAGCCGGCAGUGUCCGCAGAAGAGACCUGGAACUGUUAAAGCAAGCUUCAAAAGCACACUAGAGACUAACUGUAACUUAAGUGCUGGGGAAAGAAAAUGUGAACUAACUUAUUUAAUUUAUGGCAUUUUAAAAUGACACUGUUAACCCAACGGAACCAUUUUCCUGUUUGAUACAAAAGGGGGAGAAAAGAAAGAAUUUAAAGUGAUUGCUUGAAUAGCAGCUCACGCACCUUCUAGUAGUACAAAAUGUUAAAGAGUUUAUUUGUAUUGGUAAGGCUGAUGCAUUCAGAGAACAGUUUUCUUAUUCCUCACCUUCCACCCCAGUGGUUUGUAAUGACCACAAGCAUUUCACUUGUAUGAUGCAGCAUAGUGGGGUGGGGGCUUCUGAGAGUCAGCCUGGGGUCUUUAGAGGACCAGCUAUUGUAGCACCUUGGAUACUUGAAUUCUAAUGUCCAGUUGUGUCGUGCAGCAGUUGACCGGGUGGCUGGCAUGUUCAGCAAUGCCUGGGGCCCUGUUUCUGGGCAGCCUUUGAGGGUUUCAUGUGAUUCUGAAUGACAGAGUUUUAAGUGGCAACUCAGGCCCAGCUCAUGCCCUUUUUUGCCUGGACAUGUGCUAUUUUUACUUAUUUGUAUACUGAUUACUUCUAAGGGUUCAACUUUCAAACAGGAAGUAUGUUGGGACAGAAGGGCUUUUAGGGAUUAGAAAUCCCUUUAAUCUGUGACUAUUGGGCAGAAAUUUGAUCUGCACCAAGGUCUGAGGUUGUUGGGACCAUUUUUGCAGCUUUAAUCCUUAGCCUGUUUUGACUGUAUAUUUGUGUUUUAAAUGCAGAGCUAAGCUAUUUACAUUUUUUUUUUAAAAAACAGGCCAUUUUCCUGAAUUGUAAUCUUGUGUCGUUUUAACUUGCACAAAGGAAGUCUGUUCUUGGUGUUGCUCUUGCAGCUGGGGGGUUUUUUUUUUUUUUUUUUUU